AAAGAAAAUCAUAUUAUAUUUAUGCAUACAUGAAUGCUGUACUCCACCUUCCAUACCAAGCAUUCUCUCUUCCUGCAAAAUAUUUCUCCAUCUCCUAUAUUGCUAAGGAAAUCAUAGUCAUUUGGACACUUUUUCAACUGCAUGAUAUUCAAUUAAAUAGAUUUAAGCAUACAUAGGUAACUUGAUUCAAUGAGAGCUAUGAACAUGGAUAAAAUCAGAGAGAGCAACGAGAAGGAGCGAGAUGACUUGGAGCAAGUGGAGGAAGGAACUGAGAAUUCGAGGAGAAUACAGCCAUGGACACAGCAAAUCACAGUAAGGGGAGUGCUUGUGAGCAUUCUUAUUGGGAGCCUUUACAGUAUUAUAGCCAUGAAGCUGAACCUGACCACUGGUCUAGUUCCCAAUCUCAACGUCUCCGCUGCUCUUCUUGCCUUUGUAUUCAUUCGGACAUGGACUAAAGUUCUUCAAAAAGCCGGAAUUAUGUCAAAGCCAUUCAGUCAACAAGAGAACACCAUGAUACAAACUUGUGCUGUUGCAUGUUAUAGCAUUGCUGUUGGAGGAGGAUUUGCUUCAUAUCUUUUGGGAUUAAACAGGAAGACAUAUCUAUUGUCUGGAGUAGACACAGAGGGGAACUCUCCAAGGGCUAUCAAGGAACCAGGGUUUGGGUGGAUGACUAGCUUCCUUUUUAUAGUCUGUUUUGUUGGGCUUUUUGUCUUAAUUCCUCUCAGAAAGAUAAUGAUUGUGGACCUCAAAUUAACAUAUCCAAGUGGCUUAGCAACUGCUGUUCUCAUCAAAGGUUUCCAUAGCCAAGGGGACAACAUGGCCAAGAAACAAGUGCGUGGUUUCAUGAAGUACUUUUCAUUCAGUUUUUUGUGGGGGUUUUUUCAGUGGUUUUUCUCAGGAAAAGAGGGAUGUGGUUUCUCACAAUUUCCUACUUUCGGAUUGCAAGCUUGGAAACAAACAUUCUUCUUUGAUUUUAGCAUGACCUUUGUUGGCGCAGGGAUGAUCUGUUCACAUACUGUUAACUUAUCUUUACUUUUUGGAGCUGUGGUUUCCUAUGGACUGAUGUGGCCACUCAUCGAUAGGCACAAAGGAGAUUGGUUUCAUGAGAAUCUAACGGAAAGCAACAUGAAGGGUUUAUAUGGUUACAAGGUGUUUGUAUCUGUUGCUCUGAUUCUGGGGGAUGGGCUGUACAACUUCCUCAAGAUACUCUGCCUCACCGUCAUUAAUAUCCAUGGCAGAUUGAAGAAUAAAAACCUUGACACAGAUUUGGAUGGUCAGAAGAAGACAGAUGAGAAUGUUAAACAAAAUGAACUCUUCCUCAGAGAGAACGUCCCCAUGUGGAUAGGCGUGGUUGGAUAUGUAAUUUUCUCCAUCAUGUCCAUAAUUCUGAUCCCCAUCAUGUUCCCUCCGCUUAAAUGGUACUAUGUUGUAGUGGCAUACAUUUUUGCUCCAUCUCUGGCAUUCUGCAAUGCCUAUGGAGCUGGUCUCACAGACAUGAACAUGGCAUAUAACUACGGGAAAGUAGCCCUGUUUGUGCUAGCAGCAUUAUCUGGUAAAGAAAAUGGUGUUGUUGCAGGGCUUGCUGGGUGUGGUCUCGUCAAAUCUGUUGUUUCUGUUUCCUGCAUUCUGAUGCAAGAUUUCAAAACAGCCCAUUACACUCUUACCUCUCCCAGGGCAAUGUUCCUGAGCCAGGCAAUUGGGACAGCAAUUGGCUGCGUGACAGCUCCUCUAAGCUUUUUCCUGUUCUAUAAGGCAUUUGAUGUUGGAAACCCUGAAGGAGAUUUCAAAGCUCCAUAUGCCUUGAUCUACAGAAACAUGGCAAUUCUAGGCGUGGAAGGCUUUUCAGCCUUGCCUCACCAUUGCUUGCAGCUGUGUUAUGGCUUCUUUGCUUUUGCAGUGGCAGUCAAUCUGGUGAGAGAUUUCUGCCCCCCCAAGAUUGGGAAAUGGAUGCCACUGCCAAUGGCAAUGGCAAUACCAGUUUUAGUUGGGGCAUACUUUGCAAUUGAUAUGUGCUUGGGGACUUUGGUUGUGUUUGUGUGGCACAAACUCAAUACCAAGAAGGCUGAACUGAUGGUUCCAGCAGUAGCAUCAGGACUAAUAUGUGGAGAAGGGCUCUGGGUUCUCCCUGCCUCCAUUCUUGCUCUGGCCAAAAUAAGGCCUCCUAUUUGCAUGAAAUUUGUGCCUUCCUAGAGUAACCAUUUAAGAAAGGGCAAUAAAAGCUUGGGAUUGAGGAAGGGUCUCAUCCACACACUUUCCUCCAAUAAUGUGUACCAUUGCAGUAUGAGAUAGGGCAAAUUAGUUUUCUAGGAAUACAAUGCAACAUUCUGUAUCCAGCCCCAAUGGAAAUACAUUUCAUUGGUUUUCAUUGUUUCAUGUCACAGCUUUCUCUUACUCCACCUGUGUUGCAUUCUCGCCAUUAGUAAACUCAAAUUGGUGUA
Rubroshorea leprosula is the source of this 2438-nucleotide messenger RNA. The record is from the annotation of a GenBank genome assembly. NCBI's taxonomy places the organism in Eukaryota, Viridiplantae, Streptophyta, Magnoliopsida, Malvales, Dipterocarpaceae.